AUGGUACAAGAAUUGAGGAUAAUGGAGUGUUUUCUUCCUGUCACGAAAGUGGUAUCUGGAUUCACCAGUGCACCCAUCCUCGCAACGCUUGGGGAAGAGAGAAGUUUUGCCUUCGCCUCUUACUAUGGGGACCACAUGGUUCUUCAGCGGGGGCCCCAGAGGGCCAACGUUUGGGGGUACUCGCCGCACCUGGGCGAAAAAGUGACAGUACGUGUGGGUGGUCAUUCAGUGUCUACUACCGUGGUCAGUGGUCACGUGGAUAAAGGCGGAGUCUGGCAAGUAAAACUUCCGGCCAUCACUCACCCUGGUCCUUACGUCAUCACAGCCUCAUCACCUUCCGGUACGAUCCAGUUACACGAUGUCGUCUUUGGAGACGUGUGGAUUUGUUCGGGACAAAGUAAUAUGCAGUUCACUGUGUCCAUGGCUUACAAUUCAACUGCCGAGAUUACUGAUGCUGGCAACUAUCCCUACAUCCGGGUGAUGACAGUUGGGAAUACGCCAUCAGUACAUCCGGAAACAGAUCUUCUCAGCAUCUUACAGCCAUGGUCUGUAGCCAACAGGGCCUCCAUCGGCGGACCUAAGUGGAACUAUUUCUCGGCUUUGUGCUGGUUUUACGGGACGUAUUUGUACCGUCACAGAGGUUACCCUAUAGGAUUGAUUACGUCAGCUUGGAGUGGAUCGCGAAUUGAGCCCUGGAUGUCACCUGUAGGGCUGCAAACCUGUAAGGUUAAUGUUUCAAGCCCUAUAGUAAUGACCACUGCCGAGACAGGGAAAUUUUACGUCCCCAGUGAACCUACAGUUCUCUGGAACUCUAUGAUGGCACCGUUGGUGAAAAUGACUAUCUAUGGCGUCAUCUGGUAUCAAGGUUCGGCAAAUGCAGGUAACCCGCCAGCCUACAGGUGUUUGUUUCCGUCCAUGAUUGCCGCCUGGAGGAAACAUUUUCAUGAGGGAUCUGAUGGAGAAACGGACACCAUGUUUCCUUUCGGAUUUGUGCAGUUGUUCCCGUACCACGAAGUCAGCCGUAUCGGUGGGUUUCCUGGGAUUCGCUGGGCCCAAACGGCAGGCUUUGGUUAUGUGCCUAACUCCGUACUGAAGAGAGUGUUCAUGUCUGUUGUCAUAGACCUUCCUGAUUACAACAGUCCAUGGGGAGCGAUUCAUCCACGCGACAAGAAAGAUGCAGCUCUCCGCCUGGGUCUAGCCGCCGAGGCUGUGGCUUACGGGGUUCCCAAUGUACGAUACCGGGGGCCUUUCCCUACCAAAGUGUCCGUCAACCCGGCCUCACGUAUCGUAACGAUAGAGUUUGACAGUGGAAGGACGCCCAUCGAGGUCAGGAGCAUUGACGGUUACGAGGUUUGCUGUUCUGCAAACGUGACUGUGUCAUGUGACCAAAACGAUCCCCCGUGGAGGGCAGCGCCAAUAGCGGGUCUCCGGACGUCAUCCAUAGAUUUGGCGUACGGUCAGAACUGCGGCUCCAACGUCCAUAUUCUUGGCGUCAGGUACGCCUGGAGGGAGAGUCCGUGUUCGUUUAAAUCUUGUGCUGUUUACAGUAAAGUUAACGGUCUGCCUGCUCCACCUUAUAUGUCCCUUGGAAUGUACGCUUAA
Liolophura sinensis is the source of this 1602-nucleotide messenger RNA. Its product is annotated as sialate O-acetylesterase-like. The record is from RefSeq and is a predicted model, not a curated record. Gene Ontology annotation, molecular function: sialate O-acetylesterase activity. NCBI's taxonomy places the organism in Eukaryota, Metazoa, Mollusca, Polyplacophora, Chitonida, Chitonidae. Gene Ontology annotation, biological process: carbohydrate metabolic process. The transcript has 10 exons. The coding region runs from base 1 to 1602 and encodes 533 amino acids.